GCCCGGGGCAUUUACCCAGAUGUCUGGCUUUCACAUAAAAGACAGGAACCACUGGAGUGAGUUUCUACUUCCACCCAAACAGCAGCAGCAAAACAACAAAGAAAGAAGAUGGCAAGACUAUUGAAACUUUUCUUCCCAGGUCUUGUGGCUGUGUGUGCCGUGCAUGGAAUAUUUAUGGACAGACUUGCUUCCAAGAAGCUCUGUGCAGAUGACGAGUGUGUCUAUACUAUUUCUCUGGCCAGAGCUCAAGAAGAUUACAAUGCCCCAGACUGUAGAUUUAUUAACGUUAAAAAAGGGCAGCAGAUCUAUGUUUACUCAAAGCUGGUAAAAGAAAAUCAAGCUGGAGAAUUUUGGUCUGGCAGUGUUUAUGGCGAUCGCCAUGAGGAUGAGAUGGGAACCGUGGGUUAUUUCCCCAGCAACUUGGUCGAGGAGCAACACGUGUACCAGGAAGCCACCAAGGAAGUCCCUACCACGGAUAUUGACUUCUUCUGCGAGUAAGAAAUUAGACAAAUCUGGAGACAGACAGAAAACACCAAAAAUAAAG
This is a messenger RNA of Ceratotherium simum simum (southern white rhinoceros), 544 nucleotides long. RefSeq names its product otoraplin (gene OTOR). NCBI's taxonomy places the organism in Eukaryota, Metazoa, Chordata, Mammalia, Perissodactyla, Rhinocerotidae. Gene Ontology annotation, biological process: cartilage condensation. Gene Ontology annotation, molecular function: protein binding. The record is from RefSeq and is a predicted model, not a curated record.